This is a messenger RNA of Penicillium subrubescens, 333 nucleotides long. RefSeq lists its product as uncharacterized. The transcript has a single exon. Lineage: Eukaryota; Fungi; Ascomycota; Eurotiomycetes; Eurotiales; Aspergillaceae. The coding region runs from base 1 to 333 and encodes 110 amino acids. The record is from RefSeq and is a predicted model, not a curated record.
AUGGCCGACGCUCAGUUGGCCCCGUCCCCCCUGAGGGAGGCUGACCAGAGCCUGGAAAAUGAGAAACUCAAGAAGCCAAACCCAAUCUCAGUCUCGAAUGGCACCAAAUUGGCCUCACCCUUCCCGUCUCCUACCGCCACAAACCGACCCGCCUCUCUGAGACAACCUCCGCCGACAGGCGCCGCAGAGACUGAGAAGGCGUCGGAAACAAAGGAGCCAUCAAAACCAAGCGGAGCAACUGCCUCGAAGAAGGAGAACCUGCGUGCCUCCUCGACGCAACGUGGCUCUCCAAAGGACCAUCCCUCCCCCGGGCACUCGACUGCCGAACAAUGA